This is a messenger RNA of Erigeron canadensis, 1705 nucleotides long. RefSeq names its product vacuolar-processing enzyme-like. Gene Ontology annotation, biological process: vacuolar protein processing. NCBI's taxonomy places the organism in Eukaryota, Viridiplantae, Streptophyta, Magnoliopsida, Asterales, Asteraceae. The record is from RefSeq and is a predicted model, not a curated record. Bases 32 to 1459 code for a protein of 475 amino acids. The transcript has 9 exons. Gene Ontology annotation, molecular function: cysteine-type endopeptidase activity.
ACUACUUUACUUAAAAAAGCGGAAAGAAAAAAUGAAACUUUACGCAAUUGUCUAUCUUGCUUCGUUAAUCAUCGCCGUCGUCCACGGCCGUGUGUCGCCGGAAAAUUUCCUCCGGUUACCGUCGGAGAAACCUGACUCUGGCGGUACUCGUUGGGCCGUCUUACUUGCUGGUUCUAACGGUUACUGGAAUUACCGUCAUCAGGCUGAUGUAUGCCAUGCAUAUCAAAUCUUGAAAAACGGUGGUAUUAAGGAUGAAAACAUUGUCGUUUUCAUGUAUGAUGACAUUGCAAAUAAUGAAGAGAACCCCAGGUCUGGAAUCAUUAUCAAUAGCCCGGAUGGUGAUGAUGUAUAUCAAGGAGUACCAAAGGAUUACACCGGGAAAGAUGUCACUGUUGACAACUUUUUUGCUGUUCUUCUUGGAAAUAAAACCGCGGUUAAAGGGGGAAGUGGAAAAGUUGUGAAUAGUGGUCCCAAUGAUCACAUAUUUGUAUACUAUUCUGAUCAUGGUGGUCCAGGUGUUCUCGGAAUGCCAACAAGUCCUUACAUGUAUGCGAAUGAUCUGAUUGAGGUUUUGAAGAAAAAGCAUGCUUCUGGAACAUACAAGAGCUUGGUAUUUUACCUCGAGGCAUGUGAGUCUGGAAGCAUUUUUGAGGGUCUUCUUCCUCAGGGUUUAAAUAUCUAUGCAACCACAGCAUCUGGUCCAGAUGAGAACAGCUGGGGUACUUACUGCCCCGGAGAGCAUCCUAGUCCACCCACGGAAUAUGAUACUUGCUUGGGUGACUUAUACAGUGUUGCAUGGAUGGAGGACAGUGAGGUACAUAAUCUGCAAACGGAAACAAUUAAGCAGCAAUAUCAUCUGGUUAAGGAAAGAACCUCAAACGGCAACGGUAAUUACGGUUCGCAUGUAAUGCAAUAUGGUGACUUGCAGCUUAGCAUGGAAGAACUUUACCUUUAUUUGGGUACAAACCCUGCAAACGAAAACUUCACUUACAUUGAUAGUAACUCCCUACGGCCAUCUUCAAAAGCUGUCAACCAGCGUGAUGCUGAUCUAUUACAUUUCUGGCACAAGUAUCAAAAGGCACCAGAAGGAUCUGCUAGAAAAAUUGAAUCCAGGAAACAGUUUGCUGAAGCAAUGGCUCAUAGAAUGCACAUUGACAGCAGUAUAAAACUCAUUGGAAAGGUUUUGUUUGGAAUAGAAAAGGGUUCUGAGGUGCUGGAUGCGAUUCGACCUGCAGGGCAACCUUUAGUUGAUAAUUGGGACUGUCUUAAAACAUUGGUGAGAACAUUUGAGACGCAUUGUGGAUCCCUAUCACAAUAUGGUAUGAAACAUAUGCGAUCCAUAGCUAAUUUUUGCAAUGCUGGGAUCACCAAGGAACAGAUGAUGGAAGCAUCAUCACAAGCAUGUCCUACCUUUCCAUUAAAUUCUUGGAGCUCACUUACCAACGGUUUCAGUGCAUAAAUGAUUUGAGUUCCGUUGACUGUUACACCCCCUAUAUUGUAGAAACUCCAUCUUUAACAACAUGCAUUUCCGUCUGGUGUGCGACUGUGCCCUAGGUUAGAAGUAACUAAGUAAGCCUCAAUAGUAGCUUUUGUGUAUAUAGAACAAUGAACGCAUCUGUAUGUAGCUUCAUGUACCCCUUUGUAUCUUUUACUCUGGAUUAUGUGUGGUUAUGUAGAUUUAUAUGAACUGCAAAAUUCACAUGAA